UUAUUUUUUAUACAUAACCUUUAAAAAUGAGUAUUUUACAUUGCACAAAUAAUGGUUGGUUUAUAUCUCAUUGUGAGCUUAUAAACAAUUUCUAUAUUAACGUUGAUAAGGGCGAGAGCCACAAGACCUUCAAGCUAAACCCGAACCUUUUCAAAAUAGUUUCUCCAUUUCAAGAUCUGACCAAAAAAUCGACCAGAAAGCGUAAAAACGAAUCGCACUCCUUAGAUCACCAUAAUUUACAUCAAUGUAUAGAACACGUCCAGAAAUCCUACCAGCAGUUUGUUGUUGAAUUAUCAAGAUUCCUUCUUCCGAAAGUAAAGGAAUUCUCCAAAUCUGCUAAUAUUGAAGCUCUUGAAACGUCUGCGACAGUUUACGCAGAAUCUGGAAGGCCGAACAUUGCAAAUAUUACAGGCGGAAAUUACGACCAGGCCAAGCUUGUCGAAAUAAAUGAUUCUUGUUUUUUGUUUCCUAACAAUUGCAGGUUUUUUUGUAAAGAUGUGGCGGAAAUCAACGAUCAUUUAAUUGAUGAGCAAUUCGACUUGAUUGUGUUGGACCCGCCUUGGUGGAACAAGUAUGUGCGUCGUAAGAAGGCGAAAACUAAUGAUGGAUAUCAAAUGAUGUUUAAUGACAACAUUAAAGAGUUGCCCGUGGAGAGAUUGUUAGGAGAAAGUGGGACCGUUGUUGUUUGGUGUACAAAUUCAAACCAGCACUUAGAGGCGGUACAAAACGAAUUUUUUCCCAAGUGGAAGGUUAAAUUUGUUGCACGUCUGUUUUGGUUAAAGGUCACACAAACUGGGGAAACGGUGUGCAAAUUUUCAGAACCGCCUGGCAAGCAACCAUUCGAGCAAAUAAUCAUCGGUUCCAGAGAUGAAGGACCAGAUUGGCAAUUUUUCAAUGAUAAAUUGAUUGUUAGUAUUCCUAGUGCAUUACAUUCCCAUAAACCCCCGCUUAUUGAGAUUUUGAAGACACAUUUGCCAGAAGAUCCGAAAUGUCUAGAAAUAUUUGCCAGGUAUUUACUUCCAAAUUGGACCAGUUGGGGACUUGAAGCGAUACGUUUUCAACAUUUAUCUGUUUAUGAAAAAUUCUAACUAAUAAAUAGCAAAUAAAAUUA
Photinus pyralis (common eastern firefly) is the source of this 1111-nucleotide messenger RNA. RefSeq names its product N(6)-adenine-specific DNA methyltransferase METTL4-like. Bases 27 to 1088 code for a protein of 353 amino acids. The record is from RefSeq and is a predicted model, not a curated record. Lineage: Eukaryota; Metazoa; Arthropoda; Insecta; Coleoptera; Lampyridae. The transcript has 4 exons. Gene Ontology annotation, molecular function: nucleic acid binding; methyltransferase activity. Gene Ontology annotation, cellular component: nucleus; RNA N6-methyladenosine methyltransferase complex.